Molecule: messenger RNA, 1062 nt
Organism: Aspergillus nidulans FGSC A4
Lineage: Eukaryota; Fungi; Ascomycota; Eurotiomycetes; Eurotiales; Aspergillaceae
Product: protein tapA
Exons: 3
Coding region: 1-1062 (353 amino acids)
Biological process (GO): regulation of signal transduction
Source: RefSeq, a predicted model, not a curated record
AUGGACGAGCCCCAAACUCUUCGAACCGUGUUCACCGACGCGAAGCGACAAAAGACAGCACUAGAAGCGCGCCCCGAUACCAACUCCGACACCUAUCGCAGCGAUGUCAACGCUGCGAUAGCAAGGUUCGAAGAAUGCCAGCGGCUCGUCAGCGCACUGUCCAUGUUUAGCUCCAAUGAGCUACUGGAGGAUAUCUCUACAGGCGAUUUACCGUAUUUAACAAUCGAGUAUCACAUUGCAGAGCUCCUUCAAAAGUCCUAUAGCUCUGACCGCGAGUCGACAUUACAACGAGCGCUGGGUCAAUACGAGAAAUUUCUAACGCGUCUUGAAGACUAUGAGCUUCUGAGCCAAAAAGACAAAAAGCUCUACGAGCGAUACGUUGCGAAUCCCUCGUCAUUCUCGCUGACGCAAACGAACGAUGCCGCUACUCGACGAGACGUCAAAGUAACGCGGUUCCGAGAGGAGAAGGAGCUCAAACAAAAACUUGAGUAUUAUACCGAAAAUCAGAAGAAGCUCCAGAGCGACGAUGAUGACUUACGACAGCUCUAUCUCGCUGAAAUAAAGCUAUACACACAUCAAACUUUCCAGUCGCUAGAUAUGUUAGCACAAGAAUUGUCGAUGCUGUCGAUGAUGAAGAAGAUGCCUCCCAAGCCUGAGCCCUCGCAUGAAGUCGACGCGCGAGGAAGAGCUAAGAGCAAUGACGAAAACUAUUCAGAGCGCUUGGACCCACCGAUAUCUCAGCUCCUCAAAGGAGGAAAGAAUGGCCCGAUACUAAGCAAGGAUGGAAAACCUUUACAGCCUUUCACACUCCUCGACCGUCGUACGCAACUUCGCGAUGGCGUCUUCCGGUCGGGACAUAACCUGCCCACUAUGACGAUUGAAGAGUACCUGGCGGAAGAACAUAGACAAGGAAAUGUGCUUAAGGGAGGUAAACCGGAACCGGUUGAGAUUGACGAAGAUGACAUGGACAAGGCCGAUGAAGAGACAAUGAAAGCGAGGGCAUGGGAUGAAUUCAAAGAAGCAAACCCAAGAGGCUCUGGAAACACAUUAAAUAGGGGGUAA